UCACACACAAGCGGCCGGAAAGUAUCUGGAGGAAGCUGGCGCGUCACAGGGGACGGAGCCGGGCCCCUGACGCACCCGCCCAGCAGCGUCCGGCCCCGGGUACAGGGCCCGCACACCCCGCCGCGCCACCGCCACCGCCACCGCAGCCACCGCCGCCACCGCCAAUGAAACUCCUCCCGCUCUUAGUGGGUUUUUCCACUUUGUUGAAUUGUUCCUAUGCUCAAAAUUGCACCAAGACACCUUGUCUCCCAAAUGCAAAAUGUGAAAUGCGCAGUGGAAUUGAAGCCUGCUAUUGCAACAUCGGAUUUUCAGGAAAUGGUGUCACAAUUUGCGAAGAUGAUAAUGAGUGUGGAAAUUUAACCCAGUCCUGUGGUGAAAAUGCCAAUUGCACUAACACGGAGGGAAGUUAUUAUUGUAUGUGUGUACCUGGUUUUAGAUCCAGCAGUAACCAAGACAGGUUUAUCACUAAUGAUGGAACCAUCUGCAUAGAUAUAGAUGAGUGCAGUGAGUCAGUUGUCUGUGGUGAUCACGCGGUGUGUGAAAAUGUGAAUGGUGGGUACAACUGCUCCUGCAAGGAAGGUUAUCAGACAUCCACAGGAAAAUCACACUUCACCGCUAAUGAUGGUACUUACUGCCAAGAAGUUGUGAAUGCAAACUGCCAUUUAGAUAAUGCCUGUAUUGCUGCACAUAUUAAUAAAACUUUAUCAAAAUUUAGAUCCCUAGAAGAACCUGUGGCUUUGCUACAAGAAGUCUAUAGAAAUUCUGUGACAGAUCUUUCACCAAUGGACAUAGUUACAUAUAUAGAAAUAUUAGCUGAAUCAUCCCCAUUACUAGGUUACAGGAAUAACACUAUCUCAGCCAAGGAUACCCUUUCUAAUACAACUCUGACUGAAUUUGUAAAAACCGUGAAUAAUUUUGUUCAAAAGGAUACAUUUAUAGUUUGGGACAAGUUAUCUACGAAUCACAGGAGAACUCAUCUUGCAAAACUCAUGCACACUGCUGAGCAGGGUACCUUAAGGAUAUCUCAGAACUUCCAAAAGACCACUCAGUUUGAUACUAAUUCAAGUGAUGUAGCUCUCAAAGUUUUCUUUUUUGACUCAAACCACAUGAAUCAUAUUCAUCCUCAUAUGAAUGUGGGUGGAGAUUAUAUAAACAUAUUUCCAAAGAGAAGAGCUGCAUAUGAUUCAGAUGGCAAUGUUGCAGUUGCAUUUUUAUAUUAUAAGAGUAUUGGUCCCUUGUUUUCAUCGUCUGACAACUCCUUAUUGGAACCUCAAAAUUAUGAUAAUUCUGAAGAGGAGGAAAGAGUCAUCUCUUCAGUAAUUUCAGUCUCGAUUAGCUCAAACCCACCAACAUUGUAUGAACUUGAAAAAAUAACAUUUACUUUAAGUCACCUAAAGACCAUAGAUAAAUAUAGUAGUCUAUGUGCAUUUUGGAACUACUCACCUGAUACCAUGAAUGGCAGCUGGUCUUCAGAAGGCUGUGAUCUGAUGUACUCCAAUGAGACCCAUACCUCUUGUCGUUGUAAUCACCUGACACAUUUUGCAAUUUUGAUGUCUUCCAGUCAUUCCAUUGGUAUUAAAGAUUAUAAUAUUCUUACAAGGAUCACUCAACUAGGGAUAAUUAUUUCACUGAUUUGUCUUGCCAUAUGCAUUUUCACCUUCUGGUUCUUCAGUGAAAUUCAAAGUACCAGGACAACAAUUCACAAAAAUCUCUGUUGUAGCCUAUUUCUUGCUGAACUUGUUUUUCUUGUUGGGAUCAAUACAAAUACUAAUAAGCUCUUCUGUUCAAUCAUUGCUGGGCUGCUACAUUACUUCUUUUUAGCUGCCUUUGCAUGGAUGUGCAUUGAAGGUAUACAUCUUUAUCUCAUUGUGGUGGGAGUCAUCUACAACAAGGGAUUUUUGCACAAGAAUUUUUAUAUCUUUGGCUAUCUCAGCCCUGCCGUGGUAGUUGGAUUUUCAGCAGCAUUAGGAUACAGAUAUUAUGGCACCACCAAAGUAUGUUGGCUUAGCACCGAAAACAACUUUAUUUGGAGUUUUAUAGGACCAGCAUGUCUAAUCAUUCUUGUUAAUCUUUUGGCUUUUGGAGUUAUCAUAUACAAAGUUUUUCGUCACACUGCAGGACUGAAACCAGAAGUUAGUUGCUAUGAGAACAUAAGGUCUUGUGCAAGAGGAGCCCUGGCUCUCCUGUUCCUUCUUGGCACCACCUGGAUCUUUGGGGUUCUCCAUGUGGUGCAUGCAUCCGUGGUUACAGCUUACCUCUUCACAGUCAGCAAUGCCUUCCAAGGGAUGUUCAUUUUCUUAUUCCUGUGUGUUUUAUCUAGAAAGAUUCAAGAAGAGUAUUACAGAUUGUUCAAAAAUGUCCCUUGUUGUUUUGGAUGUUUAAGGUAAACAUAGAGAACUAUGGAUAAUUAUAGCUGCACAGAAGCCAAAAACCCAAGCUGUGGACGACCAAUGUAUAAAGUUGAUUCAUUCAAAUUAUUCAGUUAUGAAUUACUAGAUAAUCAAAUAUUAUAAAUCAGUUUUUCUGUUUACAGUAUAGGAACUGUAGAUAAUAAGAGUUGAAAUUAUGUAUCAUAUAGCUGUAGUACACUUUCCUAUAUGACAUAGUUAGUUAUGUCAAAAAUAGUAUUGCAGAUAGUUGGAAAGUAAUUGGUUUCUCAAGAGUGAUAUCACUGCACCCAAGGAAAGAUUUUCUUUCUAACACAAAAAAUAUAUGAAUGUCCUGAAGGAAACCACUGGUUUGAUAUUUUUAUGACUCAUGUUGCCUCAGAAACUAGUCCCCUACCACCUUGGUAAUGAGGUCCUUUAUAGAAAGUGCAACAUGAGAGAAAGAAGGGACUGAGUAUAAAAUGGUGAAAAGGGAAUGGCUGUGAUAACAAGGAGAUGUAUUUUGAAUAAACUUGUUUUUUAUGUAAACUAGAUGAGAAACUGUUGAGAAUUGAAUAAAGAAUUGAAGAAACACA
This is a messenger RNA of Microcebus murinus (gray mouse lemur), 2962 nucleotides long. RefSeq names its product adhesion G protein-coupled receptor L4 (gene ADGRL4). Gene Ontology annotation, molecular function: calcium ion binding; G protein-coupled receptor activity. Lineage: Eukaryota; Metazoa; Chordata; Mammalia; Primates; Cheirogaleidae. Gene Ontology annotation, biological process: adenylate cyclase-activating G protein-coupled receptor signaling pathway; cell surface receptor signaling pathway. Gene Ontology annotation, cellular component: plasma membrane. The record is from RefSeq and is a predicted model, not a curated record.